Messenger RNA from Cynara cardunculus var. scolymus (artichoke), 1458 nucleotides. RefSeq lists its product as uncharacterized. The coding region runs from base 286 to 1083 and encodes 265 amino acids. The record is from RefSeq and is a predicted model, not a curated record. Lineage: Eukaryota; Viridiplantae; Streptophyta; Magnoliopsida; Asterales; Asteraceae. The transcript has a single exon.
AGCAUGAAACAUCAACAGCGACCUUAAAGGUGAGGACUUUUCAAAAAGCUCCGCGGCAUCUCUUUCUCUCUCUAGAAUUCCUUUGAAUACACGCCAUCAACAUCAUCUCUGCCACAAAUUCAAGCAUCCUAAUCGAACUUCCAAGUAAAAUCAGCCAAACCCACCUACCAAUUCUCUCAAUUCGAACGAAAACCCUGAUUUUUAGACCCAAAACCCUAGAUUUGUUACUGAAUUCUAGUUUAGGAGUUGAGGAAGCUUUGUGAUCAGAAGAAACGUAAAGUAAAGAUGUUUGAUUCCGAUGAACAGAAAUCAUCCUCGAUCUAUAAUCGAUCUUACACCAUACAUUCCACUUCCGCCGGUUUUCCUGUUAAACCCUAUUCUUAUUCUUCUAUCCAACGCUCCGGAUCCGUCAAGAAAGUUUCCAAUACACCCUUCGAUUCUAUUAAAGGCAAGGUCAGGAAUCUCUGCAGCAUAUUUGAAUCUCCCAAAGGACCGAAACCCUCCUCCAACGAUUCUCAAUUUCAAACAAAAUUGAAGUCGGUGAAGUCAUUUUCUUCGUCAGACUCUAAUCUUUCGGUUCCGUCAUCUCCCUAUGAAUCUUCUCCUAUUCGAUUACCUGGGACAGAAGAUCGAGUUGUUAUUUACUUCACUAGUUUACGAGGAAUUCGAAGGACUUACGAGGAUUGUUACGCCGUAAGGAUGAUACUCAAAUUUUUUAGGGUUAUUAUCGACGAGCGAGAUAUUUCAAUGGACUCUGCCUAUAGGAAGGAGCUGUUGGGUGUAUUGGGUGAAAAACAAAACGUAAGUUUGCCUCAGGUUUUCAUCAAAGGCAAGCAUGUUGGUGGCGCUGAUGUCAUCAAACAGCUUCAUGAGACUGGUCAGUUGGCAAAGCUUCUGAAAGGGCUUCCAGUUCGUGCAAUUGGGCCAUGGCAGGUCUGUGAUGAAUGUGGGGAUGUUAGAUUCAUUCCUUGUGCGAAUUGUAAUGGAAGCAGGAAGGUGUUUGAUGAAGAUGAAGAUCAGUUGAAGAGAUGCCCUGACUGCAAUGAGAACGGCUUGAUUCGUUGCCCCACUUGUUGUUCUUGAAUCCCAUUGGUGAUUUCGAUUCCUUUAAACUGUUCCAUAUGAUUGUUAAAAACUAAAGCUUGGAAACAGAGAUUGGAGCUCUGAGUUCCUGCAUACAAUGUUGGUUUGUUUGUCUGGUCUGUUGUGGGGUUGAGGAUAUAUGUUCAUCCUCUUUAUGAACAAGAUUGCUAAAUAAACCCCAUACUGUAUAUAGUACAUGUGAAACGGUAUAGUUGGUCAUUAUCUAUCCAACUUUCAGAGCAUGUAUAUUUAAUAACUCAUGUUUGUAAUAUGUUGCACUGCUAUGCUUUCUCCACCUAGGAGAGUUGUAUGGUGAGUAGUUCUGUUAUUCUUGGCUAAUGGUUAAUGAGAGAAUCCACCUUGCAGUUACUUACC